UUGUGCGACAGGCCGCGGCGCGAGCGGGGCCUCACUGAACUGAAACGGUCUGGCACGAGAUAACGGAGACACUUUGACCCACGGGAGGACCGCAGACCGGCCCCCGCACAGAGCCCACUAGGCGAAGAGGAACUGUUGGCUUCAACAUUUGCACAACUUAAAACAGGACCGGUGCAUGUUAAUAGUAGUUUACUGUUAGCGUGUUAAGUGGCUAACUAUUGCUAGCCUUACUGGGUUAGCACAGCGGGCUAGCAAGCUUUUUGUAAUCCGCCGGGCAGACACAGUGGUUCUGUGCUAAUCAGGCCCAAACCGGACUGAAGUGAGACCGUAGAGCCGGCACAGACACACAGAGAGCUCCGGCGGUGGCAGGAGGCUGGUUCUGGGGGCGCGGCCAGAGGACCAGACUCAAUGAGUUUCCAGCGAAAUGUCAGAGAAGUCAGGGCAGAGCACCAAGGCAAAGGAUGGCAAAACCAAGUAUGCGACCCUUAGCCUCUUCAACACCUAUAAAGGCAAAUCUCUGGAAACCCAGAAAACUGCUGUUGCUGCCAGACAUGGGCUCCAGAGUUUGGGCAAAGUUGCUAUCAGCCGGCGCAUGCCCCCGCCAGCCAACCUGCCCAGCUUGAAGGCAGAAAACAAGGGAAACGACCCCAACGUCAACAUCGUUCCCAAAGACGGCAGUGGCUGGGCAUCGAGAACCGAGACGGGGGAAGAAAGACAACAGGAAACUCCUCCACCUCAGAUCAAGCCAGUGACGCAAGAGGUUUCAACUGGAGGGAGUCGGUCUUGGGCUAACAGCAAGCAGAGUCUAGACGGAGUUCCACGUGUGAGCAGCCAUUUUCACCAGGAGUUUCCGAGCUUACAGGCUGCUGGAGAAGCUGAGAAAGGAGAUGGUUCAGAGGAAGAGCCCUAUGGACCUGGACCCAGUCUCAGACCUCAAAAUGUUGGUAGUUGGCGUGAGGGUGGAGGGAGAAAUCUGAACACUGCCCCCAGCCCCUCUGAGAUGGACAGCAGGCCUCCAGAGGAGGGCAGUUCGGGCCAAGGUUCUUCAACACCUCCUGUGGAAGCUGAUGAGCCCACUCGAAAUGUGUCAUCAGACAAAAGGGACCGAGGACCACCCCCAGGCCCUCCUCAGCCUAAACUCAACGGGGGACAGCCUCCUCCCUCUGGGAUGCCAACGCACUUUGACCCUGCUUUUAGAAGCAUGAUGCCACCUUAUAUGUUCCAGGCCUAUCCUACUCAGAUGCCUUUUGGAGCUACACAAGGAAAUUUCAGAUUCACUGCACCUCAAGAUGGCUCAAAGGGAUCACGUUCGGGACGAGCUCAGCCACCUCCUCCUCAGUCCUGGCUUCAAGACCCAGACCGACCUUCUAUUAUCAGUGCAACUGAACUGAAAGAGCUGGACAACUUGGACACGGAUGCAGAUGAAGGCUGGGCAGGUGCUCAAAUGGAAGUAGAUUACACAGAGAAGCUAAACUUUAGUGACGAUGAUGAAAACCAGUCUAAGGACAAAGGCGAAAACUGGGAAUGGAUGGGGAAGGUGGAGCGUCUAAGGUCACGGGCCCCAGACUCACAGGAGGGCUGGAAGGACAUCUCUGAUGGACGUGGUGGCAGUAAAGGCUCCUGUGCUGAUGGUGGGGAACCCAGCGCCCCCUCUCCUUCCAGUGUGGCUUCAUUCAAUAAAUCAGGAAUUCCACAGGAAUAUCAGGGGAGUGGUCGUGCAGUCGGCGGAGCACCUUUGCGUACAAACAAAGCAGGAACUACAACAGCUACUGUUGCUGAUGAAGACUCUGAGGCCUGGCGUCAGAAACGAAAAAAGCCUGAGGUUUCUGAAGCUGUGGAGCGAGCACGACGCAGGAGAGAGGAGGAGGAGAGACGCAUGGAAGAGCAGCGGCUUGCUGCGUGUGCUGAAAAACUGAAGCGCCUCAAGAAGCAGCGUCAGUCUGAUGGCAAGGCUGCACCAUGCUCUAGUGAUGACACUGGAGUCUCAUUUGAGGACAGUUCAACAUCAGCUGUAUCUAAUGCUACUCCUGUGAUCCCAAGUUCACAAUCACAGACCCCAGUGCAGCCUUGUGCACCUGAGAGAGUGGAGCGUGAGAGGACUGAACCGGAGCUCAGGGUAGACCCAAAUGCAGAGGAGGAUCACUUAGUCCGGCAGGCCGCCUCUCCAGUCCAAAGACCUGCAGCUGUGGAACCCCAGGAUGAGGAUGAGAACAUCCAGACUGAAGUUGGGCCAAUUGUGGAUGAGAUGUCAGCAGACAGAACAGCAGGGCCUAUCCAAGACUAUUUCAGUAUCGAGGACAGCAGAGCAGAUGAGUCUCCUCUGUCUCUUCCUCACAUGGACACUCCUUGUGCAGAUGAAGUCUCAGUGGCACCCCCACAGCUGGAGGGAGAAGCUGCAACUGCAAUGAGGCCGUCGCUAACAUCAGGCUACUCCAAACAAUUUCAGAAGUCCUUACCACCACGCUUCCUUAGACAACAGGAGCAGAUGAAGCAGCAGCAAUGGCAGCAGCAACAGCAGAGUGGGGGAUCAGUGUCUCCCUCUAGUGGGACAGUCCCCUCGCAGCAGCAGCAACAGCAACAGCAACAGCAGCACCGCUCAAUGUACCAGCCCAUGGGUCCUCACCAUCAGCACCUGGCGUCUAUGGGCUUUGACCCUCGUUGGUUAAUGAUGCAGUCUUAUAUGGACCCUCGGUUGAUGUCGGGACGGCCUCCAAUGGACAUGCCAACCAACCUUCACCCAGGGAGGAUGGCCCCAAAACAGAUUGUCCGUAGAGAUCCUGGGGACAACUCUAGCUCAAGCUCAGAUUCAUUUGACCAUUUGUCCCGACCAAUGCGUGAACAUGGUUUGCCUUCAGACUCUAGAAUGGUGUGGGGGUCUGACCCUUACCCCCAACCAGAGCCUCUGCCUUCUUUAACGCCUCCAAAGGGACGUGAUGACACCAAGGACCCACGAAUGGACUCCGGUGUGGAUUUAGAUCGGGGUCUGCAGAGCAUGUACCCGCAGGACCAUAGUGCUUUGGAUUCUCGUAAAAGUAACUUCUUCCGGGACCCUACAGAGGCCUUGUCUGCAUUCAACCAGGGUCCUGAUGACGGCCCUGGACCUUUAGAUGGGAUCCCUGUGGGAUCAGGCUUUAACCAUGAGGAGUCAGGGUUGCCCACUGGAGAGGAGGUGGAGGCUUUAGGUCAGGCUAUGCUGCAGAGAAGCAUCUCUCAAGGCUCUAGUCACUCACUGAAGGUAGAAGAGCCCCGAUUUGAAGGGUUACCUCUGGGAGCUAAAUCAUUGGAGCUGCAGGACUCUGGAGAGAGAGUGGAGGAAAAACCUCUAAAUGACCUUUACCCACAGGCAGGGGUGACCAGCAGCCGGUCCACACCUCCUGUGGAUGGACUGCACAAACCUGACAAACUCCCUUUGCCAGCCCCGAGCAAACAGAAGACUGAGCUCCGCUGGGGAGGGCGCUCUGGUCCAGGCCGCAGGGAUGGACCAAGCACUGAGAGGCCUCUCCGCAGAUCUGGACCUAUAAAGAAACCUGUACUGAGAGAUAUGAAAGAGGAGAGGGAGCAGAGGGAGGAGAGAGAAAAGCGGCAUGAGAGGGGAGAUCGAGGAGACAGAGGGGACCGUUCCAAAAAAGAGCUUUCAGCCAAAGCCCCCUCUGUAGCUGCUGCAGUGUCUGAAGGAGGCAGAGCUCAAAGUGAGGUAAAGAGAGAAGUAGCCGAGGCAGAAGAGCCCAAUUCUAUACUUCAGAGGAGCAGAGAGUCCCAGCCUUCCCCAGGUGUCCCAACCUCCUCUUCUCAGGAAGACAAGGUUGACAAACCAACUAGCCAUGAUAAACAUCCUGAACCAAAACUACCCUCCAGAAAAGAGUCCAAUCUUCCCCCUCGUUCCUACCGCAGAGAAGAGCGAGAGCGGGAUCGAGACAGAGAGAGAGAUCGUGAAAGAGACAAAGAAAUGGACAGAGACCGCGAGUUUCCAUCUGACUUUAAAGGGCGUGGUCGGGGCGAGUAUUACUCCAGAGGCAGGAGCUACCGGGGCACGUACAGCGGCCGAGGCAGAGGCAGCCGCGGUCGGAGCCGCCCUGAAUAUCCUUACAGAGAGCCAAGAGCCCGCUCUGACCUGCCCUCUGCUGGAGGUGCUGCUGCUUUUCGUAACAGAGAGGAGAGUGAAACACGCAGUGAAAGCUCAGAUCUGGAAGUUAUGCCCAAACGCAGACGACGCAGAGGUUCUGACACAGAUUCUGAAAGUGAAGGAGGACGAGAGUCUGCCAGUGACACAGGACCCUCUGACAGGGAGCCCAGCACUAAACCCAGCCGCCCGCUCAGGCGAGACCUCCCCGGAGACCACCGAACAGGUGCCCACAAACCUGGCUUUGGCCCCCCGCACAUGGGAGACAGAGGACCUAGAGGGGAGGACGAUAGCAGGCCUAAGCCAGGGUUUCUUCCGAAAGGAGAGCCAUCUCGUCGCGGAAGAGGGGGACUGUACAGCCGAAGGGGUGGGACCAGAGAGCGUGGAGGUCCUCGUUCAGCCCCUCUUCGGAGACCCCCGCGAGAGUCAUCCUCUCAGUGGCCCUCUAAACCAAUGGAGACCUUUAGGCCUGAAGAUGCUGAGACCACAUCCAGAUAUGACCAUCCUGCAGGAGACAGGCGCCCCCCAAAGUCCGAGGGGAAGAAGUUUGUGGAUGGAGUUCCUCAGAGCAGCAGAGAGAGGCCCCGCAGAUCCAGGCCAGCCCGACCCCCGAGGCAGGACAAACCGCCUCGCUUCCGGCGGUUAAAGGAGCGUGAGGCUGGAGGUUUGGGGAGUGGCGACACACUCUCAGGUCCUCCAGUACCUUUGCCCCCAGGGCCUGCUCCGGGGAGUACUCUGAGCAGUGCCCCUGCAUCCCUCUCCCCAACACUGUCCCGUGCUCCUGGAACUCCAGUCACUGUUCCUGCAGAUGUAUCAUCUGCUGCCCUAGUGCCAGAUCUACCCUCUUCUAUAGAGGCCUCUUUACCUGAUAUUAGCAGCUCUACUGUCACAGCUAUUGGCACCAAGUCCCCCGACUUAUCCAACCAAAAUUCUUCAGACCAGGCCAAUGAGGAGUGGGAAACUGCCUCAGAGAGCAGUGACUUUAAUGAAAGGAGAGAGCGAGAGGAGCGUAAAGGCAAUAUGGAGGCUACUAAUGAAGCCACAGCUGCCUCUGCCCCGGUGAAUGCACCUCCUCAGGGCUCUGUGACUCCCAGUAAAAACUCUUACGAUGGAGGACUCACUCCCAAACGGGACAUGGCUCCUGCUGCUAAACGGAGCUUCUCCAGUCAAAGACCAACUGAACGACCAAGUCGUCGGGGAAACGCAGGAGCCAAACCAGGACGCAGUUACCCAGGGGCCAAAGGAGAGAGGAGGGGAGGGGCCAAAGCUGGGAGAAAAGGUCCACCUGCUCAGCAGAACCUUGACGGGGGUGCACCUACUGCUGGAGGGCAGACACAAAGGCCCACUAAAGAACAGUCAGCUCGUCGCAAAGAGGAGGCUAAACAGGCGGCUAAGAAGCCCAAAGAGAAUGCACUUUCUCAGUUUGAUCUGAACAAUUAUGCUAGUGUAGUGAUCAUUGAUGAUCACCCAGAGGUCACCACCACAGAUGACCCACAGUCCAGCACAAACGAUGAUGGUUUUACGGAGGUCGUCUCUCGCAAACAACAGAAAAGACUUCAAGAUGAAGAAAAGCGGAAGAAGGAAGAACAGACCACUCAGAACUGGGGUAAAAAAGGCUCAGGGGAGAAGAACAGAGGAAGUGGAGGAAAGCUGCCACCCAGAUUUGCCAAAAAGCAAUCAACCCAACAGCAGCAGCAGCAACCACCACCACAAGUUUCACAGCCUUCUGCACCCCCGACAACACAGGCCUCUUCACAGCCACCAGUCACUGCCCCCCAGCACCCCCCACUUUUGCCCUCAUCCCAGCCAGCUGCCUCACCUCAGACUCUGGAAGCUGCUGUGCCCUCCAUACCUUCUAUUCCCCCAAAUAAUGUGGACUUCAGCUCCAAAAGCCUGCCCACUGCCCCGGCACAGACGCACAGUGCUCUAGGGACUGAACUCUGGGAGAACAAGGUAGCUGGUUCUACAGUCCUCUCUGACGUCAAGAAGCUUGGUCCCAUUAGUCCUCCCCAGCCACCAUCUGUGAGUGCUUGGAACAAACCUCUUACCUCCUUCACAGGCACAGUAGCAUCAGAGGGCGUGAAGUCAGGUGCAGAUGCCAGUGUUGAAUUGGGAAUAGACGGUAUUCAGUUUGGAGCACCUUCGUCUGCAGGCAGCACAGACAGUGAUGGCGUCCCCGUCUUGCUAGAGUCUGCAUCUGACAAUAAACUACCUGCUCCCAAAGAACAAAGACAGAAACAACCUCGCGCUGGUCCAAUCAAGACACAGAAGCUUCCUGAAAUGGAGCCUGUCGAAACCAAGGAGUACAAACCAGGCCCCAUUGGUAAGGAGCGCUCCCUGAAGAACAGAAAAGCCAAAGAUGCUCGUGGAGCAGAAGGCGAUGUGAUGGAGGGGGUUGUACCAGGGCCUGGAGUGAACAGAGCCACAGACCCCAGCCCCCCCACCAGCGACUCCACUGUCCCAGAGCUCGGUGGAGACAUUGAGGGUAUGAUCACUGUGCCCUCUGCAGAAUACACCAGCAAUUCAAAGGAGUCUGUAACAGAUUAUACAACCCCAUCCUCCUCUUUGGCAGACAGUGUUCCCACAGGAGGAAAUAAAAUGGAAGAGAGUUUGGUUGCUAAUGUUGCAUUGCCCCACUCUUUACCUCUUCCUCGACGAGAGACUCUGCAACAGAGCUCAAGCCUCAGCACAGUUUCCCCUGCUACUGUUGAUCUAACAUUAAAGAUGGAGUCUGCUCGUAAGGCCUGGGAAAACUCACCCAGUCUGGAGAAGAACUCUCCGGUCACUUCCUCGUCCUCUCCAAUUACAUCCUGUGCAUCCUCGUACUCCUCUUUCUCUUCAGCCUCAAUGCCUCAGAUCCCUGUGGCUUCUGUUACACCAAGCACAUCAUUGUCAGGCUCUAGUACCUACACCACCUCUUCUCUGAGCACUAAGACCACCACAGCAUCUGACCCGCCCAACAUCUGUAAAGUCAAGCCUCAGCAGCUGCAGUCAUCGAGCAGUAGCUUUUCUCAACUUGGCUGUGUCCCACCGCUUCUGCCUCAACAACAGCAGACCCCACAGGUGUACGUCUCCCAGUCUGCAGCUGGUUCUGCAGCUCAGAUUCCAGCCUUUUACAUGGACACAAGCCACCUGUUCAGCACACCUCACCCUCGACUGGCCCCUCCGUCUCUGGCGCAGCAGCAAGGAUUUCAGCCUGGCCUCUCACAGCCAACAGCAGUGCAGCAGAUCCCCAUCCCUAUUUACGCCCCAUUGCAGGGCCAGCCUCAGCACCAACACACCCACCAGGCACAGCUCGGACUGAACACGGGGCCCCCGGUUUCUCAGCCACAGGACCUGUUCAGCUCCUCCCUGCAGCCUUACAGAUCCCAGCAGGCAUUCAUGCAGAGCAGUCUUUCCCAGCCCUCCAUGAUGCUGUCAGGGCCUUCGCUACACAGUUACCCUGGAGUUCAGGCUCCAGACCUGGGCAAACCUCAGUCCAGUUUGGCCUAUCAGCAGCCUUCGUCCACACAGCACAUUCCCAUCUUGUUCGAGCCUCAGCUUAACCAGCCUUCAGGCAUGGGAGGCUCCCAGCUCAUUGACACACACUUACUACAGGCUCGACAGGGGUUGAAUCAGCAUUCAAACAUGUAUUCGGGGCAAGUGCAGCAGCAUGGCCAAAGCAGCUAUUACAGUAACACUCAGUCACCCAGUUCAGCCAUGCAACAGGUUACUGUCCCUCUGCCUGGCUCUCAGUUGUCCUUACCGAACUUUGGCUCUGGUGGUGGUCAGCCUCUGUUGGCUCUGCCUCCCACUCCUCCACAGGCACAGCCUCCAAACAUGAACAGGCAACCCACAGUGUCCCAACAGUACAGGAACCUCAUGGGCCCCAAUCACAGCAUGAUGCAGCCUCCGACAAGCAAGAUGGACAUGGAUCUGAAGCUGUUUAGCUCUGGGAUGGAUGUGAAACCUGGGACUCCUCCUGUUAGUGCCAGAAGUACGACUCCCACCUCCAGCCCAUACAGGGCCAGCUCGACGUCUCCUAGUAGCCAGUCCAGUAAGAUGAACAGUAUGCUUUAUCAGAAGCAAUUCCAGCCGAGCUCCGCUGGAAUGAGAAUGACACAGCACUUCCCCGGACAGUUCAAUCCACAGAUUAUGUCACAGCCGAAUAUUGUAUCUCCUCUUGUUCGCCCCCCUCACGCCAACUCGUUUACGGGUGGAGUCCAGCGCUCUCCCAUGGGCCCUCCUAUGGGCUCCCCAAAUGUUGGCGGAGGUCUGAUGCCUCACCCUCGUGCCCAGCACCCGCAGCACCCGCAGCAUUCGCAGCACCCACAGCACCCACAGCACCCACAGCACAGCCAGCACCCACAGCACCCGCCCAGAGGCCCACCUGGUCCCCCUCUGGCACCCAGAGGCACCCAGGCUGCGCUGAAGGCUGAACAGGACCUAAAGGCAAAGCAGAGGGCUGAGGUGCUGCAGUCCACUCAUAAGUUCUUCUCAGAGCAGCAGCAGCAGCAGCUCAAAGCUCCUCCAGUGAACAAACCACCUCGUCUGGACCAGGGGGUAAAGCCCACGGUCGACAUCCCUGCACCCAACCAUCAGGUGAACGAGCGUCCUGAACCAGACAAGCCCCCAAUCUCCACCACCAAACCCAUACGGACUGGCCCCAUCAAACCACAGGCCAUCAAACCAGAGGAGGGCAAGUAGAGCUCUAUCCAGCCUCUGGAGAAGACUACAUGAACGGAGAGGAGAGAGGAAGAGUCAGUCGCCACGAUCAGUCCAGGAGAGAGAUGCAGAGCUGGGUGGACUUGUGGUUGAGAGAAAGCAUCCAUCUGCACAUUAAUAAUCCUCUUCCUCCUCUUUCUUUCCCCUAAAUCUACCGAUGUUGGAGGGACAUUGACUUGGACUUCCAUCAUGUUUAGACUAAAACAGCUGUUCCAGUUGUUUUUACGCAGUCUACUGUGAGAGUAGAUAAGGAGAGUGUUAAACGGAGAAUUUGAGAUUUGCUGCUGAGUUUGACAUUUUAUAGCUCUCAAUUUCUGUUCUUUAUAUUUCCCUCGCAAUAGGAUCACACAUAUUUUAGAAGAUACCUUUUUUGUUAACAAAAGAAUGAGUAUGUUUUGUUUUUUGUAACUGAACAAUGUUUGAAAAAACAUCAUUUGGAGAUGGCCCAGUUUACUAGAAGCAUAUCUCAUGUAACGGUUUCAUUUGUCAUUCUGUGGAUGGAGACAUCAAAUCAGAAUUAGUUGUUUUUGUUUUACCACAAUGGAAAUGUGAAAUGAUAGUUGAUUGGAUGUGAUCAGUCUGCCUGUGAGCGUUUGCCUUCUCUUGUCCUUGCCUGAUAAUGUUGGGAGUGUGUUUUGGGAUGAACAGGAAAGCGCGUAGCCCUCUCUCCUGAAUAUUUAGCCAAAGGUUAAAGGAGCGCAGAGAUGGCGCCACAGCCUUUUUGCUGAUUGCUGUUGCUUUGAAAGAUUUGAAUUUAAGCAUUUUCAGAGAUGAUCACUAAAUUUUGAGGGCUACGGUCCCCCACUUGUCACUGCUUUCACCCAUUUUUGCUGCCACAGACACACAUGUAACUGUACAGCACCAGAACUGCUGCUACCGACUGAUUUCAGUGCCCUUAGCUAAAGUUAGGGCUAUUUAGAGGACUAAAAACUGUCAGAUGAUUGUUUUAAAAUGGUAAAUAAAGUGCGUUCCUCAGUCCUUCUUUUGGAGGCGAGUAAAAAUCUGAAAGAAUAAGGACAAAAGAUGAAAUAUGAAGCCUCCAUUUUUGAAGUGUUUAAGCUAAAGGACACUUGCGUUUUGUUGUUUUGCUGAUGAGAGCAAUCAGUGCUGUUUUGUCUCUGCCUCACCUCCGCUGGCUGUCCUGAACACAAAGCUCUGUCAGGGCCGUGGUCCUUCAGAGUUGUACAGGCGUAUGUAUACCCUGAGGCCUCUGUCCCAGGAACGAGGAGGGAGGGAGGGAAGGGGAGACUUUUUCUUUGUUGUACAGGGGUUUCAUCGCUGUAUUAAAAUAUGUACGGUCUUAUUUACAUUCUCUUGGUUUGGUUACAGAAACUAAUAAAAAAAAUAUAUACGACGGAGACAAUUUUGUGGUUUUAUUUGAAGUCAUACAGCAAUGCUACAAGUGAACACUAGGUGGUACUAAACACUACAAAUAAAACAUAGCCCUGUUUAAAAUACCUUAUGGUUGACAGAAAUGAGUAUCAAAGAUUUUACAUCAACAA
Molecule: messenger RNA, 10326 nt
Organism: Boleophthalmus pectinirostris (great blue-spotted mudskipper)
Lineage: Eukaryota; Metazoa; Chordata; Actinopteri; Gobiiformes; Gobiidae
Gene: prrc2c
Product: proline-rich coiled-coil 2C
Exons: 34
Coding region: 425-8806 (2793 amino acids)
Biological process (GO): cell differentiation
Source: RefSeq, a predicted model, not a curated record